Messenger RNA from Anopheles marshallii, 426 nucleotides. RefSeq lists its product as uncharacterized. NCBI's taxonomy places the organism in Eukaryota, Metazoa, Arthropoda, Insecta, Diptera, Culicidae. The record is from RefSeq and is a predicted model, not a curated record. The coding region runs from base 1 to 426 and encodes 141 amino acids. The transcript has 3 exons.
AUGCAAGCUAAACUCAUUUGGAUAAUUGCUUCCAUGGGGCUGAUUUGGCUGAUUCAGCUUUCAACAGUCGAAGCCACACGAUGGCAUGCAACCCAGUUGCUACCCUACUUCCGGCGUUUCAAACUGGACCAGACAAAGAACAGUGUCUACAAGCACAAUGUAAAGGAUGCCUUACAGAAGCAUCUGCGUGCUGCACUUGUGCAGAAAGCAUUAUGUUUGCCUACAGGCACAAAGCUUUCGACAGAUUGUUUGAACCGAAUGGUCGAUAAAGCUAGACAGCACGAGAAUAGGUUUUAUGCUAGAUUCACUUACGCUUGCAAGAAACAUGCGGAAUAUUCGGCGGCUUGUUUGGCAUCUGGCCGACAGUUGUAUAAUCGCGCUCUCCAGAACCUUGUCAAGGAAACGGAAAGCUGCUGGAAAGCGUAA